Nicotiana tabacum (common tobacco) is the source of this 897-nucleotide messenger RNA. RefSeq lists its product as uncharacterized. Lineage: Eukaryota; Viridiplantae; Streptophyta; Magnoliopsida; Solanales; Solanaceae. The record is from RefSeq and is a predicted model, not a curated record.
AUGACGAUUCCGGCAUCGCCUCAGUAUCGGUUUUCGAUCUUGGAGAAAAAGUGUCCUACGUGCUCUUUCAGUGAAGAACAAGUUAGACUUCAUCAUGGUGAGUGCAAACGUCCAGAACCAGAUUCCCUGUCUCUUCGUCAAUGGAUGUGUUGUGACGACAUAGUUACUUCGUGGAUCUCAAAUUCCCUUGCUAAGGAUAUCGCAGACAUUAUAGAAUAUGCCAAUGAUGCAACAGAAUUAUGGACAGAGUUAGAAGAUCGCUAUAACCAAACCAAUGGAACCAAACUAUACAAAAUUCAGAAGGAAAUUAACGACUUGUCUCAAGGAGUAUGUUAUUACACAAAGAUGAAAAAGCUGUGGGAAGAACUAAAUAAUUUAAGUGCCAAAUCUCAGUAUAGCUGCCAAUACAUCUGUGGAGCCAAAGAGUCUAUGCACAAGGUUGAACAUGGCUCAAGCAUUUUCUCUACUGAUCCAAGAGGAAAACAUAGGGAAGUCAGACCAAAUAAUUUGCUUAUGAUGGAAUCUGUAUCUAUGAAUGUCUUUACUCCUAGGAACAUCAACUUACAUAUAGUGGAAUCUACUUCUUUGAAUGCCACUGCACCUAGAAAUGAUAACUUCAAAACCAACUAUUCAACUGGGAAUUAUCCAAAUAGAAGGCCUCGUCCAUUCUGCGACUACUGCAAGCGUCCAGGUCACACCAAAGAUAAGUGCUUUAAGUUGCAUGGUUAUUCUCAAAACAACAACUUCAGUCCUAAGUUUAAUAAGGACAAGAGGAUUUCAGCUAAUGUGAAUGGUGCACCAGUUGAAUCUAUGCCCGCCAAGAAUGAUGGGACAACUUCUCAAGGGUGCAGUGACAGCAACAACAUGAAUUCCCCUCUCAAUUUGACUAAGGAAUAA